GGCCCACAAACCAAAAAAGACAACUACUAUGUACAGCUAGCCAAAGAAACAAAACGAGUUUUCUGUUCUUCUUACUGGAUUCUUACCCAGCGUUUUCUGCUCACCGCCUUUUGGGUGGUGACUAUGAAAUUGAACCAUGCCGCCGGUUGCGGCUGGUUCUUCUCUACAUGCCAGCCAGCAGCUUUAAGUUGACCAGGCCAAGGAGGAAGUUAUCCCGCAAUUAUCCGGAGGCAACGCCCGGCGAUCCCAGGCAGCGUGAUUUCAAGAUUCGUUGGUUAGUGCGAUCCAAGGCUGCUUGUGGGAACGGCUCGCCAAGUUCGAAUCUCUCAAGCAUCUGAGUUUGAGAUCGUUGUCAUCGAGUUGUCGAUAGCCUAAGUAUUCAAGAUAUUUGUAGGCCCCUGACACCCAACAAAAUUCCAAAAGUGAUUUCUGGCCGAUUGAGAGGUCGCAAUGCCUACCCUGAAACUGCGAAUAGGACUGCCCUCGAGGCGAACGAUGGGCAGCAUCUGCAUCUGCGGAGCACUGGCCUCCAUCUCGGGCCUGGCCUACAUGCGCUGGAGUCUCGAGGAUCGGGUGCGUCACACCGAGUACUACCAGCUGGCCAUCCAGCAACUCCGCCAGCACAGCGGAGCUGUGGGCCUGCUGGGCGAGCCCAUCAGGGAGUCCGGGUUCAGUCAGUCCAACGAGAAGAACCGCUGCGACGCGGACCAGGCCCAGCUGCAGGUGGCCGUGCAGGGUCCCAAGGACAAGGGCACCGUCUACUUCUGGGCCACGAAGAGCCAGAACCAGGGCUGGCUGAUCGACCGCCUGGAGCUCGAGACAAAGCAGCACCCGAACACUCGAUUCCUGCUCAAGAAGCCCCAGAACUAUGCCCUGCUCAGCAACGAAGGGGAUCCGGACCCCCAGGUCUCUGCUGAGGGCCCUGAUGAGUCCCAGCAGUCGCAUGGGACACCCGAGCAGCAGGAGCAGGCGGGUGACGAGGAGCAGGAGCAGGAGCAGGAGCAGGAGCAGGCAGUCCAAGCCCAUCCCAGUAUUCAGAAUAAUCCCCCGCAGCAACUGCGCCAGCGGCAGGGCCAGGAGCCGCCUCCUUUUGUUCACACAGCAGAGGGCGGACGAAUGCAGUAGCAAGUCAGAAUAACUCUUACCUUUUGCCAACUAACAAAUGUUUUCCUAUUAAUCGGUUGGUUAAGUUGGAAAUCGUUUUCACCUCAAAACAAACUGUACUCAAUAGUUGUUUAAGAGUGAUAUCAGUCUUUGCAUAAAAGCGGAAGUUUUUCUUUGGAAAUAUGAAUUCUAAAAUAAGCCGCAUCUCACAAAAACUAUGAAACUGUGAGGUAGCGAAUAAAAUUUCGACGAAAGGUAUUAAAUUUAGAUAUUUAAUACCUGUGUUCUAGACAUUUUAA
This is a messenger RNA of Drosophila gunungcola (fruit fly), 1403 nucleotides long. Its product is annotated as transcription factor SPT20 homolog. The transcript has a single exon. The record is from RefSeq and is a predicted model, not a curated record. Gene Ontology annotation, biological process: mitochondrial respiratory chain complex IV assembly; mitochondrial respiratory chain complex I assembly. NCBI's taxonomy places the organism in Eukaryota, Metazoa, Arthropoda, Insecta, Diptera, Drosophilidae. The coding region runs from base 451 to 1125 and encodes 224 amino acids. Gene Ontology annotation, cellular component: mitochondrial inner membrane.